AUGUCACUCGCACACACAGCUGCAGAGUACAUGCUAUCAGAUGCCCUGCUGCCCGACCGUAGGGGACCCCGCCUCAAAGGACUGCACCUGGAACUUCCCCUGGACCGCAUGGUCAAGUUCAUAACUGUGGGCUUCCCCUUGUUGCUGAUGUCCCUAGCAUUUGCCCAGGAGUUCUCUUCCGGGCCCCCCAUCCGAUGCUUCUCUCCCAGUAACUUCAGCAUCCGGCAGGCCGCCUACGUGGACGGUUCCUGCUGGGACUCACUUAUUCACCACGAACAGGAUGAGCUUGGCCAGAACAAGAUGAAAUCCCUGUGGCCUCACAAGGCCCUGCCCUACUCCCUGCUGGCCUUGGCUGUGGUCAUGUACCUGCCUGUUCUGCUGUGGCAGUAUGCAGCCCAGCCGGCCCUCAGCUCGGAUCUGCUCUUCAUCAUCAGCGAACUGGACAAAUCCUACAAUCGUUCCAUCCGCCUGGUGCAGCACAUGUUGAAGAUCCGGCAGAAAAGCUCAGACCCCCAUGUUUUCUGGGAUGAGCUGGAGAAGGCUCGGAAAGAACGAUACUUUGAAUUCCCCUUGCUAGAGCGGUACCUGGCCUGUAAGCAGCGCUCACAUUCCCUGGUGGCCACCUACCUCCUGAGGAACUCCCUCCUGCUCCUCUUCACCUCAGCCAUCUACCUGUACCUUGGCCACUUCCACCUGGAUGUCUUCUUCCAAGAGGAAUUCAGCUGUUCCAUCAAGACAGGCCUCCUAAGUGAUGAGACCCACGUGCCCCAUCUGAUCACAUGCAGGCUGACCUCUCUGUCCAUUUUGCAAAUUGUUAGUCUCUCCAGUUUAACAAUAUACACCCUAUUGGUUCCAGUGAUAAUAUACAACCUCACACGACUAUGUCGGUGGGACAAACGGCUCCUAUCCAUCUAUGAGAUGCUGCCAGCUUUCGAUCUCCUCAGCAGAAAGAUGCUGGGAUGCCCCAUCAAUGAUCUCAAUGUGAUCCUCCUUUUCCUCCGAGCCAACAUCUCUGAACUCAACUCUUUUAGUUGGUUGAGUGUCUUAUGUGUUUUGAAGGACACGACCACCCAGAAGCACAACAUUGACACAGUGGUCGAUUUCAUGACAUUAUUGGCUGGCUUAGAACCCACAAAACCUAAACAUCUCACCCAAAGGGUGUGUGAUGAAAAUCCCUAG
Messenger RNA from Prionailurus viverrinus (fishing cat), 1179 nucleotides. RefSeq names its product pannexin 3 (gene PANX3). The record is from RefSeq and is a predicted model, not a curated record. Lineage: Eukaryota; Metazoa; Chordata; Mammalia; Carnivora; Felidae. Gene Ontology annotation, molecular function: channel activity. The transcript has 4 exons. Gene Ontology annotation, biological process: positive regulation of interleukin-1 production; monoatomic cation transport. Bases 1 to 1179 code for a protein of 392 amino acids.